UCUCAGUCACUUGUAAAACAAAAUAAACAUGAGUGUCUUAAAUAUGGAAAUCGUAGAUCUAAAAACGCUCUCUUUUAAUUCCUCGCAGUUCCACAAUAUUCUUUGGUUUUGCACAAUGGGUUUAGACAGGCUCUUUCAAAUCCAACUCAGGAAAUCUAGAAAUCACAAAUAUGAAAAUCGAUGAGAGCGCAUUGCUGUGGAUCCUGUGGUUGAGGAAGGAGAGUGCAGAGGAUGAGAGAGGCACGCACUGAUUUUUUCCUUAUAUAUCAAACAACCUUUGUUCUUUCAAAGUGUUCCUCCUCAGCAACUCAAUAAUGGAUCAUGGCAGAGAAAACUCAAAGGUACCCUUUGGAGAACAAGAACAAUACACUUUUCCAUAUUUUUCCUACCCUUCUUUCAGCCUCUUCAUUGCAAAUAAUCACACCCUUUUAAGCACAUUCUGCCCCAUGUUUUCUACCAUGGAAUUCAAUGAUCUUAACAAUUCCAAUUGCUUCACACCAAAUGAAGACUCAUCUGGCUAUUGUGAUGUUCUUGGGGAGCAUUCUAGUGCCAAGUCAGACACAGAUUCAUCCAAUGAGGGAGUUGGUGAUGCAUCAGAUGAAGAAGUGAUGAUGAGUUUGGAUGAGUUGCUGUUUGAUGGAAAAACAAAGGAGAAAAUGGAACUAUUGGCUGCAAUGGUUGGAGUUGACACUACUGAUCCAGCAAUUGUGCUGAAUGAAGUAGUGAGAGUUCUCAAGGUUUUGAAGAGGAUAAAUCUGUAUUAGUUAAGUGCUUAAACAAAGUUAAGAAUUUUAGUUGGGCUCAAACAUUUUUUGUACCUUUUGAAAUGUGUCUUAGGUAACACCUAUGAGAUAUUGAGCUUGAGAAAUUUUCAA
Messenger RNA from Glycine soja, 875 nucleotides. RefSeq lists its product as uncharacterized. The transcript has 2 exons. The record is from RefSeq and is a predicted model, not a curated record. The coding region runs from base 315 to 764 and encodes 149 amino acids. Lineage: Eukaryota; Viridiplantae; Streptophyta; Magnoliopsida; Fabales; Fabaceae.